Octopus sinensis (East Asian common octopus) is the source of this 948-nucleotide messenger RNA. Its product is annotated as tigger transposable element-derived protein 6-like. The record is from RefSeq and is a predicted model, not a curated record. Lineage: Eukaryota; Metazoa; Mollusca; Cephalopoda; Octopoda; Octopodidae. Bases 1 to 948 code for a protein of 315 amino acids. Gene Ontology annotation, molecular function: DNA binding. Gene Ontology annotation, cellular component: nucleus. The transcript has 3 exons.
AUGCUAAAAUUACAUGGAGAGAUGCGAACAGAUAAAGUAGUUGACAUUAAUUCUUUUCGUGAAGAAUUUAAAGAAAUUUCUAAAUCGUAUAAGCCUGAUCUAAUUUAUAAUUUGGAUGAAACUGCAUUAUACUACAAGCUUAUUCCAUCGAAAAGCGUAUGCAGAAACCGAUUCCAAGGAUACAAAAAUUUUAAAGACCGUGUGUCUAUUAUGCUUUGUUCAAACAUGACCGGAAGUCAUAAAUUGAAACCUGUGAUGAUUGGAAAACCAAAAAUGCCUAGAUGUUUUAAAAAUUUUGACUAUGGAUGUCUUGUCUCAUAUUAUAGCUCACAGAAAGCUUGGAUGACUGGAUCUAUUUUUAUUGAUUGGAUUAUUAGCUUUGAUCUCCAGCUUAAAAUUAAAAAGAAGAAAAUUUUAUUGCUAAUAGACCACUGUCCUGCACAUUCUAUUCCUCAAAACUUGGAUUGUAUUAAGAUUUUAUUUUUUCCUAAAAAUUCUACUGGAUUACUACAACCAAUGGAUAUUGGAAUUAUAAAAACCUUCAAGACUCAUUUCAUGAGAAGAAAGCUACAGUACUUAACUGAUUUGCUGGAGACUGAAAAUAUUUCUAUUUUAAAUGAAUCUAAUCACGAAAAUACAUUAAUUGAACAUUAUGAGACUGAAAUUGAAAGAACUGACAUUUUCGAUCCUCUAAUGAGCGAAGAUUUUCUAAAUAUCGAAAACACAGAAGAUCAAGAUAUAAACGAAAAUUGUUUACAAGAGGAUCAAGAGUCUGAAAUUAGCGACGAAGAGACAAAAAUCAUAUAUCCACUCGAUAGAAAAGAUAUUGCAAAGACAUUAACUAGAAUAGAAAGGCAACUUUACUGUAAUGCAGAAAAUGAGAAUGAUGUUUCGCUGAUUACUGCAAUAAGAAAAUACAAAGAAAAUAACUCGUUUGUGGAAGCUUAA